CUAUUGGAGAUCUUAUAAUGUUGAGGAAGAUGAGUCUUCUUGGGACUUGGAUAAAGAAGCUACCAGACUCAAUAGGCAGGCUAGUAUCCUUGCUUGAGUUAGAUUUGAGGGGAAUGAGUAUCACAGAAUUACCUGCUUCUAUUGGGAAUCUCAAAAGGUUGGAGAUUUUAUGUCUAGACCAUAGUGCAAUAAGAGAGCUACCAAUGGCCAUAUGGACGUUGGAGAGUCUUAAGAAGUUGACAGCCUCAUGCUGUAGAAAUCUAGAGGGGGAAAUUCCAAGUGAAAUUGGGGAUCUGUCAUUUUUGAAAACACUAGAUCUUACACGCAACAAGAUUAGAAGAUUUCCCACAACUAUGAAUCAGCUUUCUCAUCUCGCAACGACUUUAUUGUAAUUAUUGCUAUAAAAUCGAAUUGUUGCUGGAGCUGCCCAUGAGUUUGAAGAGUUUGGAGUUUCCAUCUCAUUUAUUGUGGACAGCCCCUAACCUCCCAUACCUAACUAACUUACUCGAUCUUGAUAUAUGUGAGGGCACUCCUCGGUUGUCGGAAUUUGGACAAGGAGCUCUAGAGAUGGAUUGGGUUAAGGGGAUAACUUUUCUAGAGAGAUUGACACUCGCUCUAGAAGAUGUCACAUUUCCUCCAGUUAAUUUGGCCACUCUUACUCAAUUACGGCAACUUCAUAUAACUUGUUUUGACCCUCAAUCUCUAAUAGGGCUUCCGUCCAGUCUUGAAACUUUGUCACUAUCUUAUGUCAAGUUGCCCAUAGAAAGGUCGCUCUUGUCCAACUUGACCAAUCUGUCCCACUUGUCCCUUCAUAGAUCUCAACGGAGGGUAGUUGAAUUUGAUUCUCUGCUUGGACAGCACCGUGAGAAACUCGAUCAUUUACAGUUAGGGAAAGGUGAAUUGCCUGCGAGGCUAUCGGUAUCAGGUCUAAAGGGGCUCCAAGAGUUGUAUGUGUAUGCUUGCCCAAACGUAGUGGAGGUUCAUGGCGUGGAGAAAUUGGAAUUGCGAAAGAGUUUGCAUAUUUCCAGUAGCAGUUCCUUCGAAACGUUGCCUGAUCUAUCAGAGUUAAAGAAGCUGCAGAUCGUGGGUCUCACAUUUUGUCCCCCGCAGAAUUUGCCCGAUCUACGUCUUCCAGACACGUGUUAUAUGACUGUUGUUGGAUGCGGGAAUUUACGUGCCUUCAAGGGCUAUUACAGUGAAUGGAAAGAUAGACAGAGCGUGCGGACCGUGGACGAUGUCAAUAGCGAACGAUGGAUGGGUUGAAACGGGUUUCGAAAUGAAUUCAUCCAACCCAGUUUAAGACUCAGACGUCUCCUUUCUCCCUCUUGGCUCUCUCCUCUGUUCCUCGAAUAUAGAGCCCUAGACGCCCCCAGUUCGCGCCUCAGCCUUUCCUUGACGCUUCGAGCUGUUCGACUCGCUUCACUAACUUGGCAGUUUCGGCGUUCUUGGAGCAGAUCACGCCCUCCAGCACUGGGACGUGGGACGCCGUCUCUUGGACGAGCUUGUGCUCGAGGGUCUCGAUCUUGAGGCGCGUCUUACACGGGCAGAGGAGCGCAGAGGUGUACAGUGGGCGGGGCUGGACCUGGGUGGAGGAGUGCGGGAGUAGGCGCUCAAGGAGCGGCCGAACGUCGCCUUCUUGGGGGAGAUCUUGGGCAGCUCGGCGGCGGCGGAGUCUCGGGCUUCGGCUUAUUUGUUUCAAGGGUGGGUACUUCUUCAUUCUUUAUAGGCCCUGGACACACUUGGAAGUGCCAAAUGGAAGGUUAAUCGAAGAGUACUUGCUGUAGUGGAGAGCCUUUGGGCUCAAGGGGAUGUGUUGGAGGUUUGGUUGAGAGAUAUGACGUGAGUACAUACAAGAUUCAUGCUCAUGACAAACUACGGUUCUUUGUUUGCAGAUUGUGUUUAUCCAACUUAUUGCUGAAGAUCCUGAUCUGUAAUGGCAUUAUUAUCGUCGGGUAUGACCAGUACAUCGUUGAUGUUCUAUAUCUAGGUUCUUCUGUUCAGGAAAAAAGUUGACUUCGCUCGAUGAUAUCCUUCGGCAGUGACUUCUAUGUAUAACAUGAUUUGACUAGAGUUGUCGAUCACUUUCUUUAAUUAAUCUGAUUCUAUGUGGAUUGACUAAUCUGAAACAGGAAACGAGAAAGAAUUAUGUCCAUUAGUGUUGUAAGA
Messenger RNA from Eucalyptus grandis, 2166 nucleotides. RefSeq lists its product as uncharacterized. The record is from RefSeq and is a predicted model, not a curated record. Bases 430 to 1263 code for a protein of 277 amino acids. NCBI's taxonomy places the organism in Eukaryota, Viridiplantae, Streptophyta, Magnoliopsida, Myrtales, Myrtaceae. The transcript is spliced from 2 exons.